AAGCCUAAAAUAUUUUCGAGUAUAAACAUGUUAAUUCCUCGCCCAGCUCAAGAUUACCAACAUUUGAUUUAGAAUAGUUCUUCAUUUUGGCCACGAGGACUACUAUAAGUUUGACUAACUACAUGAGAAAUACUUAGCUGAGAAGAACUGUGUUGGAGGGUAUGUGGACGACGAGCAGUGGUGGUCAAGGGAAGGUGUGGAUGAUGGAAAAGGAAGAAGAGAUAGAGGAAGUGUUGGCAACAGGCGACAGUCACAACACACUUCAACUGGACACUCUGGUCGGCCACAUAGAGAACAUCAUUCUCAGUGAUGAGUUUUCAAGCCUGAGAGAAGACUUCCUGAAGCAGCACUGCCAUGUAUUUGAAGAUAAGGAUGAGAACAAACUGGAGUACAUGGAUAUUUACAAACAAUAUACUAAUAUGAUUGAGGCCCACAUAGAAAAAGAGUUAUCUAACCUUGACAGCAGCUUUGAGAUGGCAUCAUUUCUACAAGAAUUAACUUCGUCUUGUGCCGUUGAUGGCGAAGUGUUUGAUCUUCUAAUGACUCUCACAGACUUUUUAGCUUUCAAGACGGCCAUGCUAGAUGUUAAGGAGAGUAAAGAAUUUGGAUGUGAUGAACUAGAGGAUUUGCUACAAAUAACAAGUCUUAAGUCCUAAAAAAGAGAUUAAUAUACAGAACAGUAUUUACUGUAUAAGGGAUUUAUAUGUACAGCAGUAGGACUCACCCACAG
Molecule: messenger RNA, 730 nt
Organism: Procambarus clarkii (red swamp crayfish)
Lineage: Eukaryota; Metazoa; Arthropoda; Malacostraca; Decapoda; Cambaridae
Product: ADP-ribosylation factor-like protein 2-binding protein
Biological process (GO): positive regulation of tyrosine phosphorylation of STAT protein; maintenance of protein location in nucleus
Cellular component (GO): mitochondrial intermembrane space
Source: RefSeq, a predicted model, not a curated record